AUGGAUAGUCAUUUGCUUCCCACAGUUUGGAAGUGUACAGUGAUAGGAGACUCUCAAUAUAUGUACGGAUUUGCCCGUCGUUCUCCAUACGCAGUUUACGUAACCGAUUUGUCCAAUCUUUGGCUAGACGAGCCAUCAGAAGAAAAGGUACAGAAAUUGGCCCUUUCCGAAGGAAUUUCUGAUUUCGAUGCUUCCAAAUAUGAUUUGCUCUUGUCUCAGUUAGAGACAGCGUUCAAUGAUGCUCAGAAACUCGAAUUCUCGGCUCCAUCUGAUGGUCCUAUUACAAUAAAGGCGCCCCUUUCUAGCGAACUUGUGUGGAAUUUUGAGUUGGUCAAAGCUGACGAGAAAGUAACAUCUCUAUUCUUCAGCCAAGUGUUCACGCAUAGUCUAUCCAACCACAACUAUUUGCUUUUCAGAAUUGCCAAGCUUGAAUCCAUGAUAAGAACCAGAGACAACUACAUGCUCUAUUUGGAAGAAAACUACAAAACUGUAAAUGGGACUGAACUUAUAGAUAAGUACAGACGCCAGCGUCCAGAUGAUGCAAAGUUGUUGACUAGAUAUGAUAGUGACGCAACUAAAUUGGACACUAGUAGCUCGUUCAGAAAUUUGAUGUUGAAGAAUACAGACGCUGAUCUGCAUCUGCUUCUUUGGAGAAUUGUGUCUGCAGCAGUGGAUGAUGAACACACAUGGAAAUCUAGCAUUGCGAAUCCGGAAAAGGAUGUUGUUGCUGAAACUGUACCUCCCGUAAUAAAGAGGGAACGAGACACUUCCAGUGAUAGUAUCACGCUGAAAAGAAUAAAACUAGAACCAUUGGAACAGGUGCCCAAAAUUAAACAAAAAUCGACCUCCCCAAGACGGAAAAGAAUUGGCAUUGUUCGUCGGUGA
This is a messenger RNA of Clavispora lusitaniae ATCC 42720, 885 nucleotides long. The record is from RefSeq and is a predicted model, not a curated record. Lineage: Eukaryota; Fungi; Ascomycota; Pichiomycetes; Serinales; Metschnikowiaceae.